AGCAUGAAGUGUGUUGCUAUGAUACGAAAACUCGCGGACUAACUUACCAUGGAGUACUGUGGCGUCACCUUAGAAACGAGGUGACGUCACGUGGAUAACACGUGACAUAUGAUGACGUCAGAGAGUCGGGGCAGGAGCCGGAAACACAAACUGUUUGGUGACACUCAGGAUAUCACCUCUGAUGGUACCUGCUCCAAUAGAGCCUGCAACUCUUGGGAGGAAUCUGACGAUAUUAACUCCUACUUCUGCCACCAACUCUCAACCUUAUCAAUACCCAAAAGUGCAGAACAUCCGCCCAGAAAGAAGCUAAAACGGCGCAAGAACCGUAAAGUAAAGAGAACGCGAGUCAACAGACCUACAGUCCACAUAUCAGAGAGUUCGGACGUAACGCCUACAAGCCCUGGCAGCUCUCAAGUGAUCAGUGUAGCAAGUGAUGACACAGUCCAGGAGGCCAUGUCAGUGGGUGACGCUAGUAGUGAUAGCUCUCUCAGUCUCGGUCACAUUACCGACCUUGGAGGCACAGACGCUGACGAUGAACUGUCGUGUUGGGAGGGACCUUGUUUCCAUCGCUCCAGUGAAGACGAUAUGGAGAUGGCUGAUACUUCAGCAGGUCUCCAAGCUCGAAACAAGAAGCGAGUGGUUCGGAUUGACACAGAUCUCCAAACUGGAACAGUACCUGAGAUGAAGGGACCUCAAUCUCCUCUAAAAACACGACGAGAGAAGCUCAAGACACGACACAAAACCCAAGCGGCCCGAGAACACGGUGGUAGUUCCACAUCAAGUCCCUCCAUGACGGGUAUAGACAGUGCAAUGAAACGCAGAUAUAUUGGGAUGGAGUUUUCAAUAGGUGACGGUGCAGGUCCUAGCUCUGCCAUGCACAUAGGAGAUUGAUUCGUGCUGCACGUGCACGUAACUCUGCACGUGCUGUUAUUUGCGCGCAGAUCACUGAGAGCUUGCCCAAACCAAAGAUGAUGCAGAAAACCGAAGUUUCUAAAUAUUAUUUAGAGGUCAGAUAAGAGCGAUCUAGUGUAGGAACGUAAUAGCUUAAUAGAUAAUUAACUAAUGUCACUAAUAGCGUAUCAGUAUAAAGCGCACAACAAUUGAGAGUAAUAUAACAAAUGGUACAGCUACACGGACUAUACUGCUGCUGUAGUUAAUACACUCUUUACUUAGAGUUUACUUUGUACAAUGUACACUGUUUUGUUAUAGUCCCCCCGU
Molecule: messenger RNA, 1218 nt
Organism: Bolinopsis microptera
Lineage: Eukaryota; Metazoa; Ctenophora; Tentaculata; Lobata; Bolinopsidae
Exons: 8
Coding region: 109-891 (260 amino acids)
Source: RefSeq, a predicted model, not a curated record